Molecule: messenger RNA, 556 nt
Organism: Baudoinia panamericana UAMH 10762
Lineage: Eukaryota; Fungi; Ascomycota; Dothideomycetes; Mycosphaerellales; Teratosphaeriaceae
Exons: 2
Coding region: 154-315 (53 amino acids)
Source: RefSeq, a predicted model, not a curated record
GCCUGGUCCGACUAUUGUUCAUUGACGCGCAUAUUCACAUUAAUCCUAAGCCUGCGAUGUAGACGUGGGACAACGCCGCGCGAGGUCCGCAAGCAGUGGACUACCUGACGUAUCCACCAUACUGAGACUCGUCCACAGAAGCAGGAGUAGACAAUGAUCAAGAGGGAUAUAGCAGUGAAGCGGAACAGGAAGGAAAUAAUCACCGCGGACUCGCCUUCGCAACCUUCAAGCGUGUGCAAGUGUCCGAACACCCAGGAACUGACAGAGUUCUCACGUGCGACGCACCCUCGCCCUGGUGGCCUCCACAAUAUCUGAAGUUACUGCAGACAUGAACGCGUGCAAUCUGAAACGCAACGAUGGGCCGUCAAUGCCCGGCGUAUCCAGACCUGGCGCGAGGAACAAGGUAUGUGUAGGAGGACAUCCAUAUAUGGCAAACCUCUCCGUAUGUGUUUUGCAAAAUACAAAGGCCAAAUGGCCUUGCCGCUUUGAGGCAGAGUACAGUACUAGUGUUAGCGCUGAGGUGUUCAAGACUCUAUUCAGGAUAGGAAGUCGCGAC